CCAAAAAAAAUAUUGAGAAUUUAGUAUUUAAGUAGAUGUGUGAAUAAUUUUCAAUUGAGUGCUUCAAAUUCAACUCUUGUGUUUGAAGUUUAAAACGCAGACAGACAGAAACUGCACGUGAUGAUGCGGUUACUGUGACCACAAUGCCACUUUCCCUCAUUUUUACGUUUGCAUCAUCCCAAAAUCGAUUUUAUUCUUCCAUAAUCACUUUUUUCACCAAGCCCAGAUAACUACGUGUCACUCUUUCUUAUAAUUCUAUCUCACUCUUACUAAAUUGAGGUCUUGUUUUCCGGAUAUGGGUUCGUUUUUCAGCGUGGCGAAGAAUACUAAUUCGGAUCAAAGUGAGUGGGAUGGAGUCUCUUUGAAUGAUACAUGUAAGAGGCAAAGAAUGUCGCCUACUGUUGAUGAAGAGAAUCCAAGACUGUUUCCAAAUCUCCCUGAUGAGGUUUCGAUUCAGAUUAUUGCUAGACUUCCGAGAAUUUGUUACUUCAAUGUGAGGAUGGUGUCGAGGAAGUGGAAGUCGACUGUCACGAGUUCGGAACUAUAUAAAGUAAGAAAAGAACUCGGGACAACGGAAGAGUGGCUGUAUUUGUUGGUUAAGUUAGGAGAAAAUAAGCUUCUGUGGCAUGCCGUAGAUCCGAGGUCAAGGAUAUGGCAGAGAUUGCCUACUAUGCCUAAUGUUGUUGAUGAAGAAGAAUCUAAAAAGGGUUCUUCUAGGCUUUGGAUGUGGAAUAUGGUGGAAGGUAUUAGAAUUGCUGAAGUUAUUAGAGGCUUUCUUGGAAAGAGGGAUGCAUUUGAUGAAAUGCCCUUUUGCGGUUGUGCUAUUGGAGCUGUUGGUGGAUGUCUCUAUGUUCUAGGUGGAUUCUCUAAAGCUUCGACUAUGAGAUGUGUCUGGAGAUUCGACCCAAUGCAGAAUACGUGGAGCAAGGUGACUUCUAUGUCUACUGGUCGGGCAUACUGUAAGACAGGGAUCUUAAAUGACAAGCUUUAUGUUGUUGGAGGGGUUAGUCAAGGUCCAGCUGGAUUGAUACCUCUUCAAUCUGCUGAAGUUUUUGAUCCCUCGACAGGUACAUGGUCGGACGUGCCUAGUAUGCCAUUCUCGAGAGCUCAGGUUCUCCCCAACGCUUUCUUGGCCGACAUGUUAAAGCCGAUUGCCACAGGGUUGACAGCAUACAUGGGAAGGUUAUGUGUUCCACAAAGUUUAUAUUCAUGGCCCUUUUUUGUUGAUGUUGGAGGAGAAAUCUAUGAUCCUGAAACAAACUCAUGGAUAGAAAUGCCACUUGGAAUGGGCGAAGGUUGGCCCGCACGGCAAGCAGGUACAAAAUUGAGUGUCGUAGUGGAUGGCGAAUUAUAUGCUUUUGAUCCUUCCAAUACUAUGGACAGUGGAAGGAUCAAGGUAUAUGAUCAAGGAGAAGAUGCUUGGAAAGUUGUCAUUGGAAAAGUCCCUAUAUAUGGUUCAGAUGAUUCAGAAUCUCCUUAUCUACUUGCUGGUUUCCAUGGAAAACUUCAUGUCAUCACAAAAGAUGCUGAUCAUAACAUUGCUGUUCUGCAGGCCGAGCUGCGCAGUAAUUUGGAUUCUUCACCAUCAUCACCCUCCUCAACACUGUCACAAAGUUCCUUACAUGAAAAUGCGGACCCGCCGGCCGAAACAGACGCAGUUGUUUGGAAGAUAGUUGCUAGUAGGUGUUUGGGACAGGCUGAACUAGUUAGUUGCCAAGUAAUUGAUAUGUAGCUACAAAUAAACCAAGCAAUAAAUGUGACAGAAAAUCUUUGAAUGGUUUGGUUUGUUGGAAGUUAGUUACUGCAUUGAGUUAGUUAGCCUCCAAGGACUGAGUCCAUUUGGAUUUUGAGUAAGGUGUCAAUAAAGUGAAGAGUAUACUGUUAUAGUUUUGCUUGUACCUAUUGAUAUAUUUACCUAGUAAAUAAGUCCUAUUGGAACUGUGAUUUUGUACACUGACAUUAUAGAAUAAUAUCAGAGAAAGAAAUUUAUAACA
Molecule: messenger RNA, 1994 nt
Organism: Medicago truncatula (barrel medic)
Lineage: Eukaryota; Viridiplantae; Streptophyta; Magnoliopsida; Fabales; Fabaceae
Product: F-box/kelch-repeat protein At1g22040
Exons: 2
Coding region: 296-1732 (478 amino acids)
Molecular function (GO): protein binding
Source: RefSeq, a predicted model, not a curated record